AUGUCGUACCAGGAGCGCGAAGCAAAGAAGAGAAAAACUGCCCACAAUGGCGGCAAUUCGCAGCAAUCAUUUCGCCAGCCCGUCAGUCUCGCAGCCUCAGAGGGAAGGGAAUGGACAGUCUCUGUGGCGUUCCCCAGCAGCACAAUUGCGACGUACAAUGCUCCCAGCCUAGCCACGGCCGAACAGCGAAUCGCUGUGCCCAGUCGCAUUGCCCGCGCUCUCGCCAUCUUCUCCAUCGACGAGGUCAUUGUCUUUGAUGACUCUCCGGUCAAGUCUCGUCCGCACAAUACCGACAAAUCUGCAUAUACCGGAGAUACCGACCCGUGCCAUUUCCUGACGCAUGUGCUAUCGUAUCUCGAGGCACCGCCGUUUAUGCGCAAGGCGCUUUUCCCUCUGCAUCCUAACUUGCGAUUGACGUCUUCCCUGCCGGGUCUUGAUACUCCCCAUCAUCCGCAUAUCAAGGAGUCGAUGAUAUAUAGAGAGGGUGUUACGAUUGCGGGCAUGACAAAGUCGAGCGAUGGCACGCUGGUGGACGUUGGCCUCGACAAGCCCGUCGAAAUCAAAGAGGACAUUCCUCCUAAGACCAGAGUCACGCUCAAGAUUUCGGAAGACGAGUCUGAGCCUGCCGAGUGUGUUCACCCCCAUGCGCCUCGCACAGAAGCCGGCUUCUACUGGGGCUACACCGUCCGACAGGCGAAUUCCCUGUCUGCUGUCUUCACCGAGUCGCCAUACGAAGGAGGAUACGAUGUCAGCAUCGGCACAUCCGAGAGAGGAUCUCCCGUGGGUAAGGAGUUUCCGUAUGGCAAGCGUGUGCAGUUUAACCAUGUCCUCAUUGUAUUUGGCGGACCGCGAGGCAUUGAGUAUGCAGCGAUGAAUGACGAGGAGCUUGGCGGAAUGGGCAUCCAGGGCGGAAAGACGAGAGAGCUGUUUGAUCACUGGGUCGACGUGAUGCCGAAUCAAGGAAGCAGGACGAUUCGGACGGAAGAGGCCAUGUAUAUUGCAUUGACGGCAUUGAAGCGCAUAUGGGAUAAUGAGUAA
Messenger RNA from Trichoderma virens Gv29-8, 1038 nucleotides. RefSeq lists its product as uncharacterized. Bases 1 to 1038 code for a protein of 345 amino acids. The record is from RefSeq and is a predicted model, not a curated record. The transcript is spliced from 3 exons. NCBI's taxonomy places the organism in Eukaryota, Fungi, Ascomycota, Sordariomycetes, Hypocreales, Hypocreaceae.